GGGAAACAUAGAGAUUUCUUAUCAGCGGGAUUCAAGCUCCAAAAAUAGGAAAAAACAUUGGCGAAGAUGACGAUAAGAUUUUUCACACGUGCCUCUAUCUUAUCUUCAUAAAGCUUAUGUUAAUUUAAAAGUUACAAGCAAGCCAUAUCUAAAACCACCACCGGAAAUCCACGGUUUUUGCGGUCAUUUCUUUUACUGUCAUGAAAAAUGCGUCGCCUACUCGCCCACCGUUUCAGUCUUCCACUCGCUACCGCCGCCCUUGGAGUCGGAAUCGUGACAGCGUCCUCCUCAAUUUUAAAUAAUCAUCCACAAAGACGUCCCAUUUUCACUAGUCACUGCGCCCCAAAGAUUAACAAACCGGCUGAAGCCAUGUCUGAAGAAAACAUUCCAGGUCUCUACUCUCAAGAUAAGUUGCGCUCAAUGUCCAUCAACAUCACGGGAAUGCGAAUUCCCUACCACGGGAAGAAUGAAUCUUUCACGGAAGACCAAUUAGUGGCGAGGGAACCGUUCUCACAAUUCAAUAAUUGGUUUGAACGAGCUGCCAUAACGGAAGGAAUUGAAGAACCGAAUGCAAUGUGUCUCGCAACAGCGACAAAGGAUGGGAAGCCCUCGUGUCGUAUGGUGCUUUUGAAAGGGUAUGGAAUCGAUGGGUUCAAAUUCUUUACGAAUUAUUGUUCUCGGAAAGGCAGAGAACUCGAGGAAAACCCAUGGGUUUCACUCAACUUUUAUUGGGAACCGAUGAAGCGAUGUAUUCGAGUUGAGGGUCGUGUAGAACGCCUGAGUGUUGAAGAGUCUACGGAAUAUUUUCACUCGCGACCGAUAAGUAGUCAGGUGGGGGCAGCGAUAAGCCCUCAAAGUCAACCUGUCCCGGGUCGUGAAUUUUUACUCGAGAAAGAAAAAGAACUGUUGGCCAAUGUUGGGGAGAAUAAAUGUGUCGACAAGCCGGAAACAUGGGGCGGUUUUGUCGUGAUUCCGGACGUCAUUGAAUUCUGGCAAGGUCAAACUAAUCGGAUUCAUGACCGAAUUCGUUUCCGGAAGCGAGCCCCAGGAGAAUGCCCUGAUAACGUGCUGGUCCACGAGGGAGAAAAUGGAUGGGUGUUUGAACGCCUUGCGCCAUAAGUCAAAACAUAAAGUAAACCAAAGUACCAAAACAUGACAAUAUAAAUAUCAAUCUGAAGUAUAGAUCUGCAUGACUAAUUAGUACGUACAUAGUUGCCAUAAUACGUAAUAGAGAAAGAUCGCAUAAUCUCAAAUCAAGUCUUCCAUUCCAAAUUUAGUGAUAUUACAAACCACAAAAACUGAAAUGCAAUCUCAAAAUUAAAUUAACUUUUACUUGUGCAUAUGUAGUAAGUAUCAUUCAUUCGUAUUUGUUAUAUGUCUCGUGCUCAAAAUGUUUAUCAAAAAUCACAAGUUAUCACAGAACUUUGUUUUUAAGCCUUGAUAAUUUUAUUAUUAUUGUGUACCACAAAUUAAGUUGAUUACGUAAGCUAAACACUAAUUAAUAAAAUCGAUUUAAACAAUUUA
Molecule: messenger RNA, 1524 nt
Organism: Folsomia candida
Lineage: Eukaryota; Metazoa; Arthropoda; Collembola; Entomobryomorpha; Isotomidae
Product: pyridoxine-5'-phosphate oxidase
Exons: 7
Coding region: 208-1119 (303 amino acids)
Biological process (GO): pyridoxine biosynthetic process; pyridoxal 5'-phosphate biosynthetic process
Molecular function (GO): pyridoxamine phosphate oxidase activity; FMN binding
Source: RefSeq, a predicted model, not a curated record